Messenger RNA from Ornithorhynchus anatinus (platypus), 3788 nucleotides. RefSeq names its product eukaryotic translation initiation factor 5 (gene EIF5). The transcript is spliced from 12 exons. NCBI's taxonomy places the organism in Eukaryota, Metazoa, Chordata, Mammalia, Monotremata, Ornithorhynchidae. Gene Ontology annotation, molecular function: GDP-dissociation inhibitor activity; translation initiation factor activity; eukaryotic initiation factor eIF2 binding. Gene Ontology annotation, biological process: formation of cytoplasmic translation initiation complex; formation of translation preinitiation complex; translational initiation. Gene Ontology annotation, cellular component: cytosol. The record is from RefSeq and is a predicted model, not a curated record. The coding region runs from base 495 to 1781 and encodes 428 amino acids.
GAGGAGGCCGCCCCGGGGGGAGAGAGAUUGCGGCGGCGGCGUUGGCGUUGUUCAGUCCGAGCGAGAAGGUUGCAGAGGUCGCCAGGCUCCCGGGUGCGGACUCCCCAGUCGUCGCCGGGCCAACCUCCCCUUCCCCCCCCCCGCUGGUCGGCGGCGCCCCCAGGCCCGGGCCGCUCCUCCCGCACCGCCUCCUCCUGCUGGGACUCUUCUUUAGAACGCGCCUCAGACACUUCCUCCCAGUCCCGGGCGAGCCGCGUUGGGUUUAUGUCUUUAUUUGACGAAAACGAGCUGUUGCGCAGCCACUGGUACCUGUAUUGGGGAAACAUAGCAUACCAGCAAGAAGCUUACAGCUUCAGUGGUGAAAACUUUUUCAUGUCAGAGACCGAGAACUCUUGCAGUCGUUUAUGUCAUCCCUUCUUCUCCAGACAGAAGAUACCAAAAAGUUGCAAUCAAAGAUCUCUUCACCUUAUUGAUAAAGCUACUAAUAAGCCAAAAUGUCUGUCAACGUCAACCGCAGUGUUUCGGAUCAGUUCUAUCGCUACAAAAUGCCCCGUCUGAUUGCGAAGGUUGAGGGCAAAGGAAAUGGAAUCAAGACAGUUAUAGUCAACAUGGUUGACGUUGCAAAGGCGCUUAAUCGGCCUCCAACGUAUCCCACCAAAUAUUUUGGUUGUGAGCUGGGAGCACAGACCCAGUUUGAUGUUAAGAAUGACCGUUACAUUGUCAAUGGAUCUCAUGAGGCGAAUAAGCUGCAAGACAUGUUGGAUGGGUUCAUUAAAAAAUUUGUUCUCUGUCCUGAGUGUGAGAAUCCUGAAACUGAUCUGCAUGUCAACCCUAAGAAACAAACAAUAGGUAACUCUUGCAAAGCCUGUGGCUUUCGAGGCAUGCUUGACACAAACCAUAAACUCUGCACUUUCAUUCUCAAAAACCCACCUGAGAAUAGUGACAGUGGUACAGGGAAGAAAGAAAAAGAAAAGAAAAACCGAAAGGGCAAGGACAAGGAAAAUGGUACUGUGUCCAGCAAUGAGACGACACCACCACCACCAAAUGAGAUUAAUCCUCCCCAUGUUGUGGAGGAAGAUGAGGAUGAAGAUUGGGGAGAAGAAACAACGGAAGAAGCUCAGAGACGCAGAAUGGAUGAAAUCAGUGAUCAUGCAAAAGUCCUGACGCUUAGCGAUGACCUGGAAAGGACGAUUGAAGAGAGAGUCAAUAUAUUAUUUGACUUCGUUAAGAAAAAGAAAGAAGAAGGUGCUAUUGACACUUCGGACAAAGAAAUUGUUGCAGAAGCAGAGAGACUGGAUGUAAAAGUUAUGGGUCCUCUAGUUUUAACUGAAGUCCUAUUCAAUGAGAAGAUCCGUGAACAAAUUAAAAAAUACCGACGCCAUUUCCUCCGUUUUUGCCACAACAACAAAAAAGCCCAGAGAUACCUUCUCCACGGCAUGGAGUGUGUUGUAGCCAUGCAUCAAGCUCAGCUUAUCACCAAAAUUCCACAUAUUUUAAAGGAAAUGUAUGAUGCAGACCUUUUGGAAGAAGAGGUCAUAAUUAGCUGGUCAGAAAAGGCUUCGAAGAAAUACGUCUCAAAAGAGCUUGCCAAAGAGAUCCGUGUCAAAGCAGAGCCUUUUAUUAAAUGGCUGAAGGAAGCGGAGGAAGAAUCAUCUGGUGGAGAAGAAGAUGAAGAUGAAAAUAUCGAGGUGGUGUACUCGAAGACGGCCAGCGUACCUAAAGUUGAAACUGUGAAGUCUGCAGGCAACAAGGAAGACGACAUUGAUAUCGAUGCCAUUUAAGCAGUCCGGCUUAAUGUAACGCUAAAAAUCUCCCUGCAUUUUUCUGCCGGAAGUGGAACGUGUAUGUGCUAAAGCUGAGAGAGCUUAACAUCAUGCUACACUUUGUACUAAAAUGUCUUUUUACUGUGAGUGGUCUUCUGAAACAGCCUAACCUGACAUCUAGGAGUCCAUAUGCAUCAAUGAACAGGUUUAAUUUGCUUAUUUAUAGCAUGUUUCUUUUCAGAACUCUAGUGCUGGAGACAUACUUGGAUCACAUUUAUACAGUUCGUGGAAAUAAAGAUUUGUUUUUCUGUCGGUCUUAAGUUCUUGACUUGGAAUGGCUCUGGCUGAGUCGACUUAACUGUGGCUACUUCUAAGUGCCAUCUAGAGUCGAUAGGGAAGGAAGAAAUGUGGGUUCAGGAGGAGCUGGGCGUCCAGUAGGUAUGUGGUGUGAAACGAUUAAUCACAAACCCCAGGGGUUUUUUCCCUUAAAUUUGCAUCUGUUGCUGCCCUCAUUGUCCCAAAUCGUGUAUGUAAGGUUAAUGGGUGUCUCUGAAAUCUGUGUGCUGCUUGAAAACGCCUCCUCAGCUGAGCGAGCUGCAUUAAGGAUGGGUCGACCCCGGGGGUGAUUCUGCAAAAUUGGAAAAUAUAGUGUGUGUUGCCAUUAAGCAUUUCUGAGACCCGUGGAUGUGUCGGACUGCCGUUGCAUCAGUCUAACCUGUGUUAAUUUAUUGGGGCCAGCAAGGGUAACAGGAAGAGAUAUGUCCGCCUUGAUAUCACAGCUGAGAACCCUCAACCCUUGCUGUGGGAAUGUGGACCAAAACCUGAAUGACUUGGGUGUGUUUAAUAUUUGGGGGAGGUGUAAAUGCCAUUUGGUAUGCUGCUUUGACCUAGCAGUUGAUCUCCCCAUCUUCUAAAUUUUCAAGCUCCAUGGCCAUCUUGCUCAGUAAGUGUUAACGAGUGAAGUCAAAUAUUCAAAGAAGGCAUCUUAUUUGAGAGUGUGAAAAGCUCAAAGCCAGGUUGGUGUCAGAUUUAGAUGGGCCUUCACAAUUGUACAGGGGUGAGGUUAGAGGAGUGUGAUGGAAAGAGGGACUGCCCGUUGGUCCAGCUGUGGCCAUGGCUGGAAGUGGCUUUUGUAAGGAAGUCUGUACCGUGACCUCAAGAGUGGGUAGUAAGGCCAGAGUUCAUCAGGUAUCUGGUCCUGGCCCUCUCUGGGUUUCACAAUAUUAUUUAAUCCUUUGACCCUGCAACUUUGAACUUGGUUUGCCUGGCCCAAAGUCAUGUGAAGGUAGAAUGGGGGCUUUGACCAAAGUGAAAAAUUUGUGGGCUUCUGUCAAAUGUAGCCCUGAUUUGAAACCAGUUUUGAGAUUCUCGCUUUGACGCCUUAAGUCUAAAUACUAAUACGGAGUUUGAAACACUGGGUGAAAAAUUAGAACGGAAGACCGGAGGGCAACAGAACUCCGAACUUCUCACAGCCGGGAAUUGAAAAGAAUGGUAGGUCAGGAGGCUGAAGUGUUUGAGUUGUGGACUGUCAGGACUUUUUAAAUUACCUCCACAACCUACUGGGUUCCAAUUGCUUCUCUCUAUUUGUGCUCUCGUGCUCCAUGCUUGGGUGGGAGUGGAGCAGGAGAGGUUAUCUUAGGGAGAGAGUGAUUCGAUUUGUUGUCAAAGCAAAAUUUCUGCUUCCAGUUCGUGGCUCGUCAGAUCGUUUGUCUCUCUUCAACUGAUAAAGCCAUAUUUGAAACUUCUGUAUUCACAAGUCUCUGUGGGGGUUGGAAAAUGUGGGCGACUUUACCAGGUACCUUCCGUAACAAGCAAGGUUCAACUACAGCGCUUCCUUUGCCUGGCAAAUGAGGAUCGAAUGUUCGUUAAACCCUUUUGUCUGUAAGAAUUGAAACUUACCUAAGUUGAAAUUUAUUGGAAUGAAAUAUUUAUUCACAAAGGUUGUUCUAUAGAGUAAUCUUUUACUUUUGUCAAAUUUUCCUGUUUCUUAAGAGCUACAUUAAUUAAACAAUAUGACUAUUAAGC